Molecule: messenger RNA, 1209 nt
Organism: Parastagonospora nodorum SN15
Lineage: Eukaryota; Fungi; Ascomycota; Dothideomycetes; Pleosporales; Phaeosphaeriaceae
Exons: 2
Coding region: 1-1209 (402 amino acids)
Biological process (GO): mitochondrial proton-transporting ATP synthase complex assembly; mitochondrial gene expression; mRNA stabilization
Cellular component (GO): mitochondrion
Source: RefSeq, a predicted model, not a curated record
AUGGCGAAAGACCGGGACGAUCCCGCAGUUGAAGAUCCCGAAUUCGCAUUUCUAGAUGACAGCACAAAAUCUUCUACCAACACCGCCCAUACCGAGGAACCAAUCUCAGUCGCCGACACUGAAUUAAAUACAUCAGUCGCUGAAGCUUCUGUCGAGACGUCUUCAGCUGCAGCGCCCAAAUCUUCCGCCGUCGACACAUCCAUACCCUGGUACCUCAGACAAAACCCAGCUGCCCGCGACGCUCAGAAGCCCAUCGAGAUCCCCGACCUCCCGCCCAACCCACCGCCCCUCCUCAAAACCAUACUCGAAUACAUAUCCAUAACUGCUGGUCUUGACGAUUUGGAAUUGCUGGAUCUGAGGCAUCUUGACCCUCCACCUGCGCUAGGCCCGAAGCUCAUCAUGAUCAUUGCCACGGCACGAUCUGAGAAGCAUCUUCACGUGGCGGCAGAUGGUUUCGCUCGAUUCCUGCGAAGAGAGCAUGGGCUGAAGGCGAACGCGGCAGGCUUACUAGGUCGCAACGAGCUGAAGAUUAAGUUACGGCGCAAGGCCAAGCGCAUGAGGAUGUUAGCCAACGUCGGCGGCGCUGUGCCGGAAGGCAACCUCGAUGACGGUAUCCGCACCGGCUGGAUAUGCUGUACUCUCAGCAAGAUCGAAGCGCAUCCUGACGACAUGCACUUGCCUGGUGAUAACGUCGAUGAGUUUGUAGGCUUCAGGAGUGUGAAUCCCGGCGUCAACGUCGUGGUACAAAUGUUCACGGAAGAGAAGCGUGUAGAAACCGAUCUUGAGACGCUCUGGGGAGGCGUGUUGAAGACACAACGAAGGGAAGGCACAGUUGCGGAAGAGAAGUUGAAAGAGCUUGAUGAAGAUGUCGAAGCACAGGAGAGUGCAGAGGUUCCUCUUAUAUCGCGUCAAGAAGAAGAAACAGAGACGCCUGCCUCCCCGCAUGCCUCGGUCAUCUGGAACCGUGUAGCAAUCACUUUUUUGUAUAAUGACACUGACACCCAACAUUCUUCCCGCACCAACAAAGCACUCGUCACACUGCUCGCCGAUUUCAUCAUGUCCAAAUCUGCUGAUGACUACCAUAAAGACUUCAUCGAACUCUCCCUGAAGAAGGUCUUGAUGAACCAGCGCGGACAUACGAUCCGCCGAAAGAAAGACAGCGAAGAGGCGAUUCGCAAAGCCGAUCUCGUCGAGCUUGCUAUGGCAUGA